GGCGCUGGCAGCCCCAGCUGCCGCUUUUGCCUUGCUCCAGCUCGCCUCCUGCCUGGGCUCCCGCCUGCGGCCUCCCCGCACCGACAUGCCCCAGCCGCAGCAGCAGCCCUAGCCCGCCUGCGGCCCCUUCCCCCGGCUCUCCGCGUCCUCCCAGCUCGGCUCGGGGGCUGCCAUCGCGCCUCCCCGUCCCCGAUGGGCAGCCUGCUGAGCGGGGUCAGCGUCAAGGAGCCCGCCACGGUGGAGGACUGCGACUCCACCUGGGAGACGGACUCCGAGCCCGAGCUGCAGGACCCAGGCGGGGACCAGCGGCAGCAGGAGGCGAUCGGCGGGGAAGAGCCAGCCCCGGAGCCGCCCGCCCCGCUCCCUGCCGCAAGCGCCCGGCCCGAGGACACCCGGCAGGAAGGGGAAGAGGUGGAAGGGGGCCGAGAAGCAGCAGCAGCAGCCCCCGGCCCUGAGCAGAUUGAUGAUGCAACUGAGCUGACAACGAAACCAAAGAGGAGCUUUUAUGCUGCAAGAGACUUGUACAAGUAUCGACACCAAUAUCCACAGAACUUUAAAGAUCUCCGGUAUCAAAAUGACUUGUGCAAUCUCCGAUUUUAUAAGAAUAAAAUUCCCUUUAAACCUGAUGGAGUUUACAUUGAAGAAGUCCUGAAUAAAUGGAAGGGAGACUAUGAAAAAUUGGAACAUAAUCACACUUAUAUACAGUGGCUUUUUCCACUUAGAGAACAAGGUUUGAAUUUCUAUGCUAAAGAAUUAACUACAUAUGAAAUAGAGGAAUUCAAGAAAACAAAAGAAGCAAUUAGAAGAUUCCUGUUGGCUUAUAAAAUGAUGUUGGAGUUUUUUGGAAUAAAACUAAUUGAUAAAACAGGAAAUGUAGCUCGAGCUGCUAAUUGGCAAGAAAGAUUUCAACAUUUGAAUGAGUCCCAACACAACUACUUAAGAAUCACUCGCAUUCUGAAAAGUCUUGGUGAGCUUGGAUAUGAGAGUUUCAAAUCUCCGCUUGUAAAAUUUAUUCUCCAUGAAGCUCUUGUGGAAGACACAAUUCCCAACAUUAAGCAAAGUGCUUUGGAAUAUUUUGUAUAUACCAUUAGAGACCGAAGAGAAAGGAGACAGCUCCUGCGAUUUGCUCAACAACGUUACACACCUUCAGAGCAUUUCAUCUGGGGACCACCAAGAAAACAGAAGUUGGAGGGAAACAAAACAGGUAAAAAGCCAACAUCCCCAGUUUCUUCUCACAAUAGUUAUAUUUCUAAACAUAAGAAAUGGAGAGAUUCCAAGAAUACAUCCAUAACUAGCAGCUCCAGUAGCAAAACAGCUGAAGAAAAAAAGGUAGAACUCACAAGAAAUGGAGAAAAAAACAACCAGUGUGGAACAGAAACCAACUGUGAAGCUGCUAAGCAGAGCAACAGUGAAAAGAACAGUGAUACUGAAAGUCAAAAUUCCAAAUCAGAGGAAGCUCUCAGUUUGUCUGACAAAAAGGAGAACGUUUCUCAUUCCAAAAAGGAUAAGGGAAAAGAUGGGGAAAAUCUGAGCCAAGAUUGUGGAAAUCCAACAGUUACAGACACAGAGCCAUGUGACAGUGAGAACUGUUCAAAUAAUGUGUCAGCAGAUGUGCAAGACAGCCUAGGUCAGGAUAAACCUCCAGUGGAAUCCACCAUAAAGAACAAAGAUGAGAUAAAAUCAUGAGUCCAAAUUUAAAACUAGAUAUGUUUCAUUCUGAAUGAAACAUAUAAUACAUUGUUCUUUCAUUUUGGAUGAUAUUCACAUCUAGUGUAAUGUAAGGAAGAUCAUGGGACCAGGCUGGAUAUGAAAGCAUCAGAUUAAACUUUUCAGGGGUUGAUUUUUUUUUUUUUUUAUUUUAACUCAGUUUAAAGGGCACAAUCCAAAAUGGUUUAAAAAUGUGUACAUGGUAAUUUGAAACAACUAUAUAGGAUUAAAUUCUGUACAUUCCCUUUUUCAGCUAGAUUGCUGUCUAGGUAGAAAGGAAUGCAAUUAAUUUCUGAUAUCAGUUUGUUCAUCUAUUAUUUAAAAAAUUAGAAUAUUAGAAUGUUGGUGUUUUAAGAUUUACAGGAAAAGACUGCAACAUCGAUUGCCUUUUUCAGUAUUCUGCAAAUUACUUUUAAGGGCCCAGGCCUGCCAGUGUUUGAGGUCAGUGGAAGUACCGCAUGAUAUCCAAGGGCAAAAUUAGGUACAAAGGCUUUAAUCUUAAAUGAGCAACUUUGGCUGAGACUUUCUGAACUGGAUAUCAAAAUGUUCUAUUUUGUGAAGUAUCAUUCUAAAUUAAGUAGAAGUAUAACUCAUGAUUAAACUGUACAAAAUCUUAAUAUGUACAGUCCUUGUCACAGUUGCAGGGUGAGCUGUGCUUUAGAUCUCUUUCAGUCUCUCUCCGUGUGUCCCUCUAGUGACAGGUUUUGCUUCUCCCAUCUAUUGUAUAAAAAAGAAAAGAAAUCUUGUUCUGAAUUUUCAGUUGAUGGGCUCAGGAUUGUGGGAAUGUGAAUCUAAAAAGCUUAUAGUUGCAGAAAUAUGUUCUGUUGUUGUGACACUACUUGCACAUGCAAUAAUGACCAUCCAUCCAUAUUUAGACACUU
Molecule: messenger RNA, 2588 nt
Organism: Gopherus flavomarginatus (Mexican gopher tortoise)
Lineage: Eukaryota; Metazoa; Chordata; Testudines; Testudinidae
Gene: OGFRL1
Product: opioid growth factor receptor like 1
Exons: 7
Coding region: 193-1686 (497 amino acids)
Cellular component (GO): membrane
Molecular function (GO): opioid growth factor receptor activity
Source: RefSeq, a predicted model, not a curated record